This is a messenger RNA of Aspergillus pseudoviridinutans, 624 nucleotides long. RefSeq lists its product as uncharacterized. The transcript has 2 exons. Bases 1 to 624 code for a protein of 207 amino acids. The record is from RefSeq and is a predicted model, not a curated record. Lineage: Eukaryota; Fungi; Ascomycota; Eurotiomycetes; Eurotiales; Aspergillaceae.
AUGACGGAUCAGCUGAAGAGAAGGCGCGCAGCGGUUAGUGGGCCGACAGGAUCAGACAGGAAGAAACCCCGGCGUACAAAGCCCCAAAACAGUGACUCGGACGAGCCCAUUGUGCUCGACCAGAUCCCCAGUCACCCGCCAUCUCCAGCUCUGCCGAGAUCGACCCGUGCCGCCGCUCCAGCCCCGGCUGCUCGCCGCGCCGCUCCCCCACUGAUCUCCACCGGAUACCCGCCCUGUCUUCGGUGCGUCAAGAAAUGGACCGAGGACGACUCGACCAUGUGCCACCGCGACUCUGCCCUCGGCAAGUGUCGUUCGUGCAGCCGAGCUGGCGCGAAAUGCAGCGCGCUUCCGGAUAACCUUUACGGUCCGCUCUCCGCGGCGCAGAAACUCACUGGUCAUGCGCGACGGAGAGCAUGCGCUGGGAUCAAGAAUGCUCUGGAGGCGUAUGAGCGCAAGAAUGAAGAGGAAACACCUACCAAGGAAAAUGCUGGAUCUGGAUCGUCGGCACAGGAGAGGGGCGAGAUGUUGAAGGCGAUUCGGUCGUUGAAUAAGAAUGUGUUUCGGUUGAUGAAUACCAUUCGGGAAGUUCGUGGGAUGGAGCUCAUCUCUGACGAUGAGAUUUGA